UUAGGUAUUAUGUUAUUUUUUACGGCAAUGUACAUCAAUAUCCGAUCUGACAGUUUGCUGACGUCAUUACGGAAAGAAAAAGAUGACACGUAUCAAACAAAAAUCUGGGGAUUCCUAUUCGAGUACGUGUCUGGUGCUAACUUCCUGGGAGAAAUAGUGGAGUGGAUCGGUUUUUCUGUGGCGUGUUUUAAUCUCCCCUCUUUGGCAUUUGCUGUAUUCACUCUGUGUUAUAUCGGCCCUAGGGCUGUCCAUCAUCACAGAUUUUAUCGAGAGAAAUUUGAGGAUUAUCCAAAAGACAGAAAGGCUCUGAUUCCAUUUCUUCUGUAAGACGGGGUUUCAACCACAAAAUGGCGGGGAUCGUGCAAUAAAUACACUUACAUUUGAUUAUAUU
This is a messenger RNA of Saccostrea cuccullata (small rock oyster), 391 nucleotides long. RefSeq names its product 3-oxo-5-alpha-steroid 4-dehydrogenase 2-like. The record is from RefSeq and is a predicted model, not a curated record. Gene Ontology annotation, biological process: lipid metabolic process. The transcript is spliced from 3 exons. Gene Ontology annotation, molecular function: oxidoreductase activity, acting on the CH-CH group of donors. NCBI's taxonomy places the organism in Eukaryota, Metazoa, Mollusca, Bivalvia, Ostreida, Ostreidae. The annotation marks the transcript as partial.